GAAAUGGCCUUGGAUACCAUGGUAACUGCAGCCCUCGGUCGACCUUUCACCCUGGGGAUGCUCUAUGAUGCUCGGAAAGACCAACUGGUCCCAGGUUUCACAUUGUGGAAUGAGAAAACUGUAGAAGAGAACACAGUUGAAAGCUCUCAGCACAGCAGUGUGUUUGAAAUUUCUGCAUCUGACAACACUGACUCCAAGUCCACUCUGCUGGAUGUUGAUGCUUCCCUGAAGGCCAGCUUCCUGAGUGGACUGAUUGAAGUUGGAGGAUCUGCCAAGUAUCUGAAUGACCAGAAGAAAUCCCACAAUCAGAGCAGAGUGACCUGUCAGUACAAAGCUACCACCAACUUCAAGCAGCUGUCAAUGAUCGGCCUCGAUACCGCGCAACCCCAACAAUCAGACAUGAUUCACAAGGGCUUUGCAACACAUGUAGUCACAGGCAUCCUUUAUGGGGCCAAUGCUUUCUUUGUGUUUGACAGUCAGAAGCUAGACACCAGCAGUGUUCAGGACAUCCAGGGCAGCAUGGAAGCGGUGAUAAAGAAGAUCCCUUCAUUCAGUAUUGAAGGGAAGGUUGACAUCAAGCUGACUGAUGAAGAAAAAGCCCUGACUCAGAAAUUCUCCUGCAAAUUCCACGGAGACUUCCUUCUGGAAAGCAACCCUGCCUCAUUUGAAGAUGCAGUGAAGACCUACGCACAACUUCCGCAGCUAAUUGGAAAAAAUGGAGAGAAUGGUGUUCCUCUGAAGGUCUGGCUGAUGCCGCUGACAUAUUUAUACUCUGAAGCUGCUGAGCUGAAAAGAGAGAUCAGCAUUGAAUUAGUGAGCAUGGUGCAUGAUACUCUUGAAGAUAUAAGGCGCCUAGAAAUAAGAUGCAGCGAUUCUCUGGACGAGGUCAAGAAUUUUCCUCCGAUUCAAGAACAGCUGAGCACUUUCCAAAAGUUAUGUGCUUAUUAUGCAAUCACCCUCAAGCAGGCCCUGGCAAAGAAUCUUCCCUCCAUCCGUGAAGGGAAAGAAGAAGAGAUCUCUUCAACAGGAGAUCUCUUCAUUGCCAGAGACAAGUCACCGUUCAGCCAUGAGAAACUGAGCAGGUGGCUGGAUCACAAAGAGCGAGAAAUCAACGUCAUCAGAUCCUGUGUCGAUAUCUUGGAGGGAGCAAAGAUCGUCCUGAGUCAGUCAGAGCUGGACAGAGAGGCUCUUGAUCCAGGUAAACACGAUGUUCUGUGCUUUGUCUUCACCUCCCUGAAGAAUACUGACCCCUUCCUGGAUCAGAUGGCCCACUACUUGGACCCAAGCAAAAAUGCAGGCACAACAACUGAAGACCAGUGGUACUACUCAACUGAAGUUGUCAAAAAGAUGAGAAAGAAAGCCAGAUAUUUCCAAGAGUUUAUCAAAACACAGCAUCAGUAUCAUUGCUUCAUAGCAGCCAUUGCAAAUGAGGCAUACACAGGAGCAAGUGCCUACUAUUACAUCGACGGCGAGUUGGUAAAUCAAAAUGACCCACUCUGUCACGAUCCGUUGCUGAAAGCACCACAGACAGAAGAGAUUUCAUGCACUGUGCGUCAUUUAAUAAAGUAA
Messenger RNA from Centropristis striata (black sea bass), 1569 nucleotides. RefSeq names its product stonustoxin subunit beta-like. The transcript is spliced from 2 exons. The coding region runs from base 4 to 1569 and encodes 521 amino acids. The record is from RefSeq and is a predicted model, not a curated record. Lineage: Eukaryota; Metazoa; Chordata; Actinopteri; Perciformes; Serranidae.